AUGUCCAAGUUGAUCACUGUCUUUGGUGCUACCGGCAACCAGGGUGGCUCCGUCAUCGAGGCCAUCCUUGCCGAUCCUGAGCUUUCCAAGGAGUUCAAGAUCCGCGGUAUUACUCGCGAUACCACCAAGAAGACCGCUCAGGAUCUUGCGAAGAAGGGUGUCGAGGUUGCCACGGCUAAUCUAGACUCCGUCGACUCCCUAACCGCAGCCCUCAAGGGUUCGCACACUGUCUUCCUGGUCACAAACUACUGGGAGACUAUGAACCCCGAUGUUGAAUACUCCCAGGGCAAGAAUGUCGCCGAUGUUUCCAAGGCCGUGGGCGUUUCUCACCUUAUUUUCUCUUCGCUCCACCAUGUGAAGGAGCAGACCAACGGACGCCUCGCCAACGUUCCUCACUUUGACAGCAAGGCCAAUGUCGAAAAGUAUAUCCGGGCUUCUGGAGUUGGAUGCAGCUUCAUUCUUCCUGGAUACUACAUGAGCAACUUCACCCAGAUGCUUACCCGCGCCGCCGAUGGAUCGUACCGGCUGUUCUAUCCUGUUGGUAACGAGGCCAAGUUCCCUCUCUUCGAUGCCGCUCAAGAUACCGGUCUCUUUGUGAAGGUCGCACUGAAGCAUGCGGGCCAGUUGAAGAAUAAGCAGGUUUUGGCCGCUGCCAAGUACUACACUCCUCAGGAAAUUGUGGACAUCUUUUCCAAGGUUACGGGCAAGAAGGCUGUCUUUACUAAGGUCAGUCCGGAGCAGUACAAGGCCUCUUUGCCUCCCGCUAUUGCUACCGAGUACCUCGAGAACCAGCUUUUCGUGGAGAACCCUGGCUACUACCUGGGCGAAUCCCUUGAACCCACCCUAAAGCUCGUUGACUCUCAGCCUACUACCUGGGAGGAGUUUGUUAAAAAGAAUGUUUCUGCCUGGGAAUAA
Molecule: messenger RNA, 915 nt
Organism: Talaromyces rugulosus
Lineage: Eukaryota; Fungi; Ascomycota; Eurotiomycetes; Eurotiales; Trichocomaceae
Exons: 3
Coding region: 1-915 (304 amino acids)
Source: RefSeq, a predicted model, not a curated record